GCACUACACAUUCCACACAUCGCUCGCGCUCGCAAGCGAAACACACAUCGUACAUGUAUAUCAACCGCGCGACUUCGUCAAACAAGCUAGAACGUCGAUCGCCCGACGACCAAGAUUGAACACACGGACCGUAUACGCAAGCUAAAUCGCACGCAUCGUACAUCACUGUACUGCAGCUGUGCACUAGCUGCAUACGUUGCAUCCUUUUCAGUUACCGGCGUAAACCGAGUAACAUUUUAUUGACAUCUGGUGGGAGAAACAAGCAAAUAUCCAAAAUGGUGAACUUCACAAUAGAUCAGAUCCGUUCCAUCAUGGACAAAAAACAGAACAUUAGGAACAUGUCUGUUAUUGCUCAUGUCGAUCAUGGCAAGUCUACUCUGACUGACUCUUUGGUGAGCAAGGCCGGAAUCAUUGCCACUGCAAAGGCUGGUGAGAUGCGAUUCACCGACACCAGGAAGGAUGAGCAGGAGCGAUGUAUUACCAUCAAGUCUACAGCCAUCUCCAUGUACUAUGAGCUGUCAGAAAAAGACAUGACAUUCAUCACGCAAGAAAAAGACCUGAAUGAGCGUGGUUUCUUGAUCAAUCUCAUCGAUUCCCCAGGCCACGUUGACUUUUCUUCUGAGGUGACAGCUGCCCUGCGUGUUACAGAUGGAGCUUUGGUUGUUGUCGACUGUGUCAGUGGUGUUUGUGUGCAGACAGAGACUGUUCUUAGGCAAGCCAUCGCUGAGAGAAUUAAGCCUGUUUUGUUCAUGAACAAGAUGGACCGUGCUCUUCUGGAGCUUCAGCUUGAUAUGGAAGAUCUCUACCAAACCUUCCAGAGAAUUGUUGAGAGUGUCAACGUAAUUGUUGCCACAUACGCUGAUGAUGAUGGACCUAUGGGUAACAUUCAGGUUGACCCAUCGGCAGGAACUGUAGGCUUUGGAUCUGGCCUCCAUGGAUGGGCUUUCACUCUGAAGCAGUUUGCCGAGAUCUAUUCCUCUAAGUUCAAGAUUGAACCAGCCAAGCUUAUGAAGAGACUCUGGGGUGACCAGUACUUCAACCCCAAAGAGAAGAAAUGGAACAAGGUUGGAGGUGAAGGCUAUGUACGAGGAUUCUGUCAGUUUAUCCUGGAUCCUAUCUACAAGAUGUUUGAUGCGGUCAUGAACUUCAAGAAAGAGCAGACAAAAAAACUUCUCGAGAAGCUGGACAUCAAACUCGCUGGUGACGACAAAGAUUUGGAGGGGAAGCCUCUUAUCAAGGCCAUCAUGCGCAAAUGGAUACCUGCCGGUGAGACUAUGCUUCAGAUGAUCACUAUCCACCUUCCAUCACCACAAACUGCUCAGAAAUACCGUAUGGAAAUGCUGUAUGAAGGACCUCAUGACGAUGUAUUAGCUCUUGGAAUCAAGAACUGUGACCCCAAGGCUCCUCUGUGCAUGUACAUCUCUAAGAUGGUGCCAACCUCUGACAAAGGUCGCUUCUUUGCUUUUGGUCGUGUCUUCUCUGGCGUUAUCAGCACAGGUCUGAAAUGUCGCAUCAUGGGGCCAAACUUCAUCCCAGGCAAGAAGGAAGACUUGUUCCAAAAGAGCAUUCAGAGGACCAUUCUUAUGAUGGGUCGAUACACCGAACCCAUCGAGGAAGUCCCAUGUGGCAACAUUUGUGGUCUGGUUGGCGUUGAUCAGUAUCUUGUGAAGACUGGCACAAUCACCACCUUUGAAAAUGCCCAUAACAUCAAAACCAUGAAGUUCUCUGUGAGUCCUGUGGUACGUGUGGCCGUUGAAGCCAAGGACCCUUCCCAACUUCCCAAGCUUGUAGAGGGAUUGAAGCGUCUAGCCAAGUCUGAUCCUAUGGUUCAAUGUGUAAUUGAAGAGUCUGGAGAACACAUUGUAGCUGGAGCUGGAGAGCUUCAUCUAGAGAUCUGUCUCAAGGAUCUGGAAGAAGACCACGCUGGUAUUCCUCUAAAGAAAUCUGAUCCUGUAGUGUCUUAUCGUGAGACUGUUAGUGAAGAAUCAAGUCUGACUUGUCUGGCCAAGUCACCCAACAAGCACAAUCGUCUCUUCAUGAGAGCUGCACCUUUGCCAGAUGGCCUUCCUGAACAAAUUGAUGAAGGUAAGGAUAUCACAAGCAGGCAGGACCCCAAAAUUCGAGGUCGCUUUUUGGUUGACACUCACAACUUUGAUGUAAAUGAAGCACGUAAGAUCUGGUGCUUUGGUCCAGACGGAACCGGUCCCAACCUGUUGAUCGACUGUGCCAAGGGAGUGCAGUACCUGAACGAGAUCAAAGACAGUGUAGUUGCUGGAUUCCAGUGGUACACAAAGGAGGGUGUCCUUGCUGAAGAAAAUGUACGUGGUGCAAGGUUCAACAUACUCGAUGUGACCCUUCAUACAGAUGCUAUACACCGUGGUGGUGGUCAGAUCAUUCCAACUACACGUCGUUGUCUAAUGGCCUGCCAACUUACUGCAGCUCCCAGGAUUCUAGAACCCGUCUAUCUGGUUGAGAUCCAGUGUCCUGAGGCUGCUGUUGGCGGAAUCUAUGGGGUUUUGAAUAGACGUCGUGGACACGUGUUCGAGGAGGCUGCUGUUGCAGGUACCCCAAUGUUCGCUGUCAAGGCAUACCUGCCUGUCAAUGAGUCUUUUGGAUUCACCGCCGAUCUUCGUUCCAACACUGGUGGCCAAGCUUUCCCGCAGUGUGUGUUCGACCAUUGGGAAAGGAUGAAUGAUGACCCCUUGGACCCUACUAGCAAGUCUGGCGGAAUUGUUGUUGGUAUCAGAAAACGCAAGGGUUCCCAAGAAAAUGUACCAUCUCUUGAUAAGUACCUCGACAAAUUGUAAAAAAAACAACAUUGCAGAAAAUUUCAUGGCAUUUUGAGGAUUAAAUUCCUCAUUUCAGAUCCAUACAUCUUACAUGACGAGCCCCCCCCCCCCCGGCACCAUAUCGUCCCUGUCAAGCAGAGCAUUUGAUUAAUAAUGAAUAUGCUAAGGAGCAUCAGACAAAAUAACUCUUUGGGAUGUUUAAUUUGAAAUGUAUCACUAGGAAAGUUUCUGUAUCAAGCCGGUCAUAUUGUAGCUCUUCAAAUUUUUAUGUCACUUUUCUUUUCUUGGAAAAAUCUUUGUGUGAUUUGUUUAUUCCCUUUUUGUGAAGCCCUAUCCCUUAUGUUGUAGGAAGGGCAGUGGGCAAUUUGAUAGAUAUAUUCAUGUAUAAUAAUGAAAAAUCAUACAUGUAUGUGAUGCAAUAUUCUCCAUCAUGAAAAUUAAGAUACAAGAUUGACGAAAGAAGGGUUGAAAUGUAAUUAAUAAUUUAUUUCCUUACUGCAGUAUUUUCUAUUGGAAAACAACACAGAAAGACUAUAAAUGCAUAUGAAUUCUUGCUCUCACCAAUUGAUGGUAAAUGCUGGAUGAUUUGUUUUAUGUGGGUAUCCAAAAAUUCAUGCAAAUAUUAUGAAUGAAGAAAUAAUUGGACAUCUCUCAUUUUAUUAUUAAUUGGUAUUUUUAAAUUAAGCAUCUGAUUUCAUUCAAAUGAUCAAGAUGUUUCCCAUCUCACUAAAAUCUGAUCAGUAAUUAAUCUUAUUUGUUUAUAAUUGAAUAUUUCUUAUAUGAAAUUCAUUUCAGCUUUGACAAGAUUAAAUAAAAGGAACUUGGAAAUAACCAUGUAUCUAAUUCAUGCAUGUCUAUAUCUGAGGUACUCAAUUUAGUCAGCUUUUCAUUAAAGCGUGUAAGGUUAAUGAUUCACCCAAACGUUUCUACACUCAGACUUGUCCAGCAUUGUGGAUGUCUUUGUUGGUGAUAGCAAGGAAUUCAGCAUUUCUACAUGAUAAACAUUAUCCCUGCUAUAUUUGUUUGCACUUUAAAGCUUGCAUAUAAAUGGUUCAUGUAGGUUAAGGUUAUCAUGUAUGUUUUAUUCAACGUGUAACUUGAAUAUUCAAUGUUAUCUAAAUAUUUACUGGAAUCUCACAUCCAUUUCAUAGCUUGUUUUGCCAUGUGUAACUUGAAGAUCAACCAGGCAUGGGCCUGUGUGAGAGCCUAACCUGUCAAUGUCGAGCUGAGCAUAAAGAGGCAAUGGUUUCAUUGUAUUGGUAUGAAGUCAUAUUGUGAAAGUGUAUAUUCCCUUGCAUAUUAUCUUGGGGAAAGAGGAUGACUGCUACAGAAAUAAACACCAGAUAUUUACCAACCAUAAA
Lytechinus variegatus (green sea urchin) is the source of this 4150-nucleotide messenger RNA. Its product is annotated as translation elongation factor 2-like. Gene Ontology annotation, molecular function: GTPase activity; ribosome binding; translation elongation factor activity. Gene Ontology annotation, cellular component: ribonucleoprotein complex; cytosol. Gene Ontology annotation, biological process: translational elongation. Bases 276 to 2807 code for a protein of 843 amino acids. The record is from RefSeq and is a predicted model, not a curated record. The transcript has 15 exons. Lineage: Eukaryota; Metazoa; Echinodermata; Echinoidea; Temnopleuroida; Toxopneustidae.